Ipomoea triloba (trilobed morning glory) is the source of this 654-nucleotide messenger RNA. RefSeq names its product heavy metal-associated isoprenylated plant protein 28. The transcript is spliced from 4 exons. The coding region runs from base 74 to 532 and encodes 152 amino acids. The record is from RefSeq and is a predicted model, not a curated record. Gene Ontology annotation, molecular function: metal ion binding. Lineage: Eukaryota; Viridiplantae; Streptophyta; Magnoliopsida; Solanales; Convolvulaceae.
CAAAGCAUGGGCGACACAAUAGUUUGUUUUGCAACACAGAAGAAGGAAAGUAUUGAAGACUCACUUCUCAAAGAUGACGGUCAUAGAGAUGCGAGUACAUAUGGAUUGCGGUGGAUGUGAGAGCAAGAUUAGAAAGGCUCUCCAAAAACUCAAAGGGGUGGAUGAAGUAGAUAUAGACAUGACAAUGCAAAAGGUAACCGUCACAGGAUGGGCUGACCAGAAAAAGGUUCUCAAGACUGUGAGAAAGACCGGUCGAAGAGCUGAGAUUUGGCAGUUCCCCUUUAACAACCCCGAAAUGGUAAAUCAUAACAAUCACGUCGCUGGUUAUUAUCCCCAACAAAGUUACGGUGGUCCAGCAACUUUUCACUGUACCUCUCAGCCGCCAUCUUCCUCCUACAACUACUAUAAGCACGGUUACGAUAACUUUGACCGCUCGUUUCGAUUGGGUCGCGGUAACUCCGGCAACAUUUUUGGUAGUCGAAUCGGUGGUACUUUCAGUGACGAAAACCCUCAUUCUUGUUCCAUUAUGUGACCUGCCAAUUACUUUCAAGAAACAUGAAACGAAUGCGUGUAAUGUAAUAAUUCCACUUCUUUUACUUCAGUUUACCUUUAUUUGAGUAUUAAAUUUAUGAAAGAAGCAAAAUUUGGGAAUGA